Messenger RNA from Diabrotica balteata, 417 nucleotides. The record is from the annotation of a GenBank genome assembly. NCBI's taxonomy places the organism in Eukaryota, Metazoa, Arthropoda, Insecta, Coleoptera, Chrysomelidae.
AUGGAAGUAUUAGGAGCACCACAAACUCAUUUAGGUCUGAAGGCGAUGAUUAAGGAGGUCGAUGAAGACGGAGAUGGUCGUUUGUCCUUCCACGAAUUCAUGUUGGUAUUUCGCAAGGCUCGUGCUGGAGAAUUAGAGGAAGAUUCAGGUUUGGCACAACUGGCAAAGUCGACAGAGAUCGAUGUUGAUAAGGUUGGAGUAAAUGGAGCCAAAGAAUUUUUCGAAGCUAAGAUUGUUGAAUUAGCGAAGAAGAGCAAAUUCGAAGAUGAGAUCCGUUUGGAGCAAGAAGAACGCAAACGGCUGGAAGAAGAAAAAGUUUUUGACGACAGACGACAACAGCUUUGGAAAAAGCUGCAAUGUUUAAAUAAUGACACUGCUGAGAAUAAUUUAUUUAGCCAUGUAUUCGUCGCAUUUUAG